CUGAGCGCUGCGCAGUCAACCGUCUGCAGCGCCACUGGCUGCAGGGAUAUCCCGAUGAAAGAGGAGACUACUCGGGGUGAAUUCGGACAAGUUUUAACUACAAGUUUUAACUAUAUUGAGGUGGAGGAGUUGGCGAAUUAAGCACCGCUCAAAGACAAAAGACUCAGAUGUUGCUGCCAUGUGCCAGACUUACACCCUAAGCAGACGAAAGACGCAGCACCCUGAAGAACUUUUAGCUAUUUUCUGCAGCCUGGUAAGAGAGACUUUGAGAGAAUAUCCUCCAAGACUCAUAAAAGCACACCCCUAUCACAGAGUGUCCACCUGUACUCUACCUUCACCCAGCAGCACCUUCCUCAUCCUCUCACAGAACUGGCUGUACUGUCAGUAAGGUUUAUUCACAAAUGUCUACCUCACGAUUAAAAGACCCCUCACCGACACUGCGACCCUGAACAGGAUACAAAAUGACCUCGAGCAUUGACCAGGAUGACAGUAGUAUUUUUGAUGGGUUAAUGGAAGAAGAUGAAAAGGACAAAGCAAAACGCGUGUCCCGUAACAAAUCUGAGAAGAAGCGCAGAGACCAGUUCAAUGUCCUCAUCAAGGAGUUGGGUACAAUGCUGCCGGGCAACACCCGGAAGAUGGACAAGUCCACUAUUUUGCAGAAAAGUAUCGACUUUCUGCACAAACACAAAGAAAUCGCAGCUCAGUCAGAGUCAACUGAGAUCAGACAAGACUGGAAACCUCCUUUUCUUAGUAAUGAAGAGUUCACUCAGCUGAUGUUGGAGGCGUUAGAUGGAUUUUUCCUUGCAAUUAUGGCUGAUGGGAAUAUAAUCUAUGUCUCUGAGAGUGUGACUUCCCUACUAGAACAUUUACCAUCUGAUCUUGUUGAUCAGAACUUGUUAAAUUUCUUGCCUGUGGGGGAGCAUUCAGAGGUGUACAAGGCUCUGUCCUCUCAUGUCAUGGAAGGAGAAACAUUGACACCUGAGUAUCUUAAAACAAAAAAUCAGCUAGAGUUCUGUUGCCACAUGCUCCGAGGGACAAUCGACCCCAAAGAGCCCCCCGUGUAUGAAUAUGUAAAGUUUAUUGGAAACUUCAAGUCCCUGAAUAAUGUGCCUAACUGUACCCGAAAUGGUUUCGAUGGAGUGAUCCAGCGAUCACUUCACUCUGCCUUUGAAGACAGAGUGUGUCUCAUAGCCACUGUGAGGCUAGCCAAACCACAGUUUAUCAAGGAGAUGUGCACAGUAGAAGAGCCUAAUGAGGAAUUUACAUCCAGACAUAGUUUAGAGUGGAAAUUUCUCUUCCUGGACCACAGAGCGCCGCCCAUCAUAGGUUACCUCCCAUUUGAGGUCCUGGGUACAUCAGGAUAUGACUACUAUCAUGUAGAUGACCUUGAGACACUAGCCAAGUGUCACGAACACUUAAUGCAAUAUGGGAAAGGAAAGUCCUGCUACUACAGAUUCCUCACCAAAGGGCAGCAAUGGAUUUGGCUUCAGACCCAUUACUACAUUACUUAUCACCAGUGGAACUCCAGGCCAGAGUUUAUUGUCUGCACACACACGGUCGUAAGUUAUGCUGAAGUAAGAGCAGAACAGCGCAGAGAGCUGGGAAUUGAAGAAUCACCACCUCAAAUCACCGCUGAGAAGCAAUCCCAGGAUUCAGGCUCUGAGUCCCAGCUCAACACUUUCAGCUUGAAAGAGGCCUUAGAGCGAUUUGACCACAGUCGGACCCCAUCGGCCUCGUCUCGCAGCUCACGUAAAUCUUCCCACACGGCUGUGUCUGACCCAGCCUCAUCACAAAUGAAGCUUCAGGGAGAUAGGAGUACACCAGGUCGCCAGUCGGUCUCUGCUGUGGAGAUGACAUCACAACGGAGAUCAUCUAUCAGCAGUCAGCAGUCCUUGAGUUCCCAAAAUACAGGACAGAACGUGGCGUCAUCCAUGGUUUCACAACAACAGCCGCAGCAGCCACAACAGCAGCAACAGCAACAACAACAACAGCAACAAGUUCCGACCAACAAUCAAUCAAUGGUCCAGUUCUCCAGCCAGUUAGAAGCCAUGCAGCACCUGAAAGAGCAGCUGGAGCAGAGGACCAGAAUGAUCGAGGCCAACAUUCAGCGGCAGCAGGAUGAGCUGCGGCAGAUCCAGGACGAGCUACAGAGGGUGCAGGGACAGAGUCUGCAGAUGUUCCUGCAGAAAGGGGCUGGAGGACUAAAUGUGAGCUCUGUACAGAUGGCCCAGGGGAAUGGUGGGCAGCAGGGGGGUACACUCAGCAUGCAGGGCCAGGUGGUUUCUGCAGGGUCUCUGCAAAACAGCAUACAGCAACAACAUGCUGUGCAGCCCCCAUCCCAGCAGCAAACACUCCUACGGGAACAGAACACAGCACUCUCGCAGCCUCAGAGGUCGUCGCACACGCUGCAGCCUCAACAGAAUCCACUGCCUGCAUCUCUCUACAACACGAUGAUGAUCCCUCAGCAAAGUCCUGCUAAUGUGGUUCAGAUUGCCACAAGCCUGGCGCAGAAUACUGGACCCAACACUCCUGCUGUGGCAACAUUUGCACAGGACCGUUCGGCUCAGAUUAGGUUUCCUGCAGGCCCCCAGCUGCUCACCAAGCUAGUGACAGGGCAGAUGACAUGUGGGGCAGUCAUGGUCCCCACAACCAUGUUUAUGGGUCAAGUGGUGACGGCCUUUGCACCGCAGCAGGGCCAGACGCAGACAAUUAGCAUUUCCCAACAGGCUCCGCAGCAGCAACAGCAACAGGAGCAACAGAUUCAACCGCAGUCUCAGGUCACAGCCAUGCAGCAAGGGCAAGCUCCACUAACCCAGCAGCAAACACAGUUCCUACAGGCUCCUCGACUCCUUCAUGGAAACCAGUCCACCCAGCUGAUCCUGCAGGCAGCGUUCCCUUUGCAGCAGCAGGGUACCUUCACUGCAGCAGCCCAACAGCAGCAGCAACAGCAUCAAACACAGCAGAAGCAGUUACAACAAAAGCAGCAACAGCAGCUGGCUCCUCACAGAGCAGAUAGUUUGUCUGACCGCUCAGCGACACAGCCGCAGUAACUAGCCAAAGCCUAUCAGAAGUGCAGUUAGCCAAACUCAGGUGUCGUUGAUGGGAGUGUAAAGUGCAGUUCUGCUGAAAGUGCACCACUGAAACCUCAGAGGAUGAGAAGUGGACACUCUGUUGCUCUGCUUCUCUCACAUGAAUCUUGUGCUGUUUGCACUUCACUCCUGAGCCCAGAGUACACCAGAGAACCCGGGAUGGGGCUUGCUGUGGCAGCAGGUUUGGCUGUGGAAUGAAGCCUUCCCUCCAAGAAAACAGGGCCAUACAAGGCCUGCAAAAGACUCCCCCUUACGCCUCCCCUUGUGUCGUGUGUGUCUGUGUUUGGGUGUGUGUGUGUGUGUGUGUGUGUGUGUGUGUGUGUGUGUGCAGGCGCGCAUGUGUGCUCUAGUCACCCUCACAGGAUUAUUUCGCAGUUCUCCCGUCAGUGCAGUGGAGAUCUUUACUUCGAGGACGUCCUACAAAACAACCAAUUGUUUGUUUUGUAUGUUUUUCUUGUAAAACUAAUUAUGGGUCAGAAAAUAUUUUUAAGAAUGUGGUGUAGAUUGAACUUUGACUGUACAGAAUAUCAUGUGUAAUAUAUACUGUAAAUAUACUGAAGAAUAACUAAUAUUUUAUAUGAUGCAUGAAAUGAAAUGCAUAGUCUGUUAUUUGCAGCUUUGAAUAUGCUUUUUUUCUAAUACUCAGAAAAAAAGACCUCAAAAAUGCUUAGUGGCUGAUAUUUUCACAGACUUCCUUUCUCCUAGGGGAUGUUUGUUUGUGUGUCUGCAUCAGACAGUGCCGAUGCUGUUUGUUGUGUCACAGUUUGUUUAAUCCUUGACCCCUAUUUUCACACAACUUUACAAAAUUAUCGACAGAAUGAUAGAAAAAUACUUUAGUUUUUUUAAAGAUGUGCUCAAGCACUAAAGACUUGAAAUCAAGGUGUGCGAUUUGAUGAAUAAAAUGUAGGCAACUUUAAGCUAAACGUAUGCAACAGUAAGAUCAGCUAACAUUAUCCUUCAUAUCAUCAUUUCUUAAUUUUUUAGAACUUUUGUUGAGAUCCCUCCAUUUCACAGCCAUCCAUAUCUCCUGUGUUGGCACCCAAGGAUGCUUUAUUUCACCUGUAAACAUUUAUACUUUUAGAUGUAUGUAAAUAUAAAAUACUGACCCGUUAAAUAUGUUAGUGAGAGACAUGAUCUAGUUUUAAGCCAUCUAACUGUUUUAGCUGGGCACUCAGAACAAAAGCAUCCACCCUCUAGGACAGGGGUCCCCAAUCCCAGUCCACGAGGGCCGGUGUCCCUGCAGGUUUUAGAUGUGUCCUUGAUCCAUCCCAGCUGAUUUAAAUGGCUAAAUGACCUCCUCAACAUGUCUUGAAGUUCUCCAGAGGCCUGGUAAUGAACUAAUCAUGUGAUUCAGGUGUGUUGACCCAGGGUGAGAUCUAAAACCUGCAGGGACACCGGCCCUCGUGGACUGGGAUUGGGGACCCCUGCUCUAGGACUUUCUGGGAGACACCAGUCAUCCUGUCAGCCCGAUUCAAAGAUCCCAUCCUAUUCCAUCAUACCCUUCUCUGAGCUCUGUGGAUUAUCGGGAGAAGCCACUUGCUCUGCGGAGAACUACUUUAGAGUCCUUAAAUAUGCAAAUAAAAUUUGUAGCUGUGCUAA
This is a messenger RNA of Pelmatolapia mariae (spotted tilapia), 4688 nucleotides long. It is a transcript of the gene clocka, whose product is annotated as clock circadian regulator a. The coding region runs from base 462 to 3050 and encodes 862 amino acids. Gene Ontology annotation, molecular function: protein dimerization activity; DNA-binding transcription factor activity, RNA polymerase II-specific; E-box binding. NCBI's taxonomy places the organism in Eukaryota, Metazoa, Chordata, Actinopteri, Cichliformes, Cichlidae. Gene Ontology annotation, biological process: circadian regulation of gene expression; regulation of transcription by RNA polymerase II. The record is from RefSeq and is a predicted model, not a curated record. The transcript has 23 exons. Gene Ontology annotation, cellular component: nucleus; CLOCK-BMAL transcription complex; cytoplasm.